AGGUUAUAUAUUCUAGCCUUGAGGUUCGCAAUACAGAGGGCAUGAGCGAGAAAAAUGUCGUGAGCAAUUCAAUGGUGAUGAGUAGCUUAAAAAAUGAGACGUUUAGGUCCGAUAAGUUGGAGACUUGAGAUCUCUGAAAAAGUGGUAACAAGCACAUGACCCAAUCCUGAAUAAGGCUCCGCACAGCCUAUUUGUUGCAGUUUUCGACGAUGCUUAUCUAAGCGGGCUUCCUGAAUACUAGUUUUCCACGCUGUGUUUGGAAGCCAACCGCUGCUACACGAUGGGAGAUUACGUAAACAUCGGGGAGUCCGUCCCAGGGCAGGGCAGGAAGGUGAAGAGCUUCAUGGAGGAGUUUAUGCCCGCUUCGUUCGGAAAAACCGAAUCUGCCUUGCUACGUGAACAAGAAUACCGCGUUGGUGUGCUAAUGCGUUUUUAUUUGUUUCGUUCUAGUAGACAAAGUUCAUCUCGCUCCUCUUGUGUUCUCGAGUUAGUUUUCCUCCAAUGAAGAGUAUCAACAAUAACUGUCAUCCCAAUCAUUAAUAGGCGGAAUUUGUGAAGUGUAAUCGUCCACAAUGAUUCGUCAUCCUUGUGGAUGAUCGAUUUGCUUGUUUGCGCCUUCAUCUUGUAGAAAAUGCAGCCAUAACUUGCAUAAAUUGAAUUCUUGUUAUUCAUUUAGGUUUCACCUGGGACCGAUUGCAUGCUUACAAGACGAUUAUGGAGUUGCCGGUUAUGCCAGAAGCUAUGCCUCCAGGUCAGGUAUUGGAUGCAAAUGAUAUCCCGGGUUGCCGAAACGAGUACCACGGUUUGGAUAGGUGCAUGGUGGUAAUGACCGCGAACGAAACACGAGUAGAACCUUUUGCGCGCAUGAACGAGUGCAAGCCUUUCUUUCGGCUGUUCGAUAGGUGCACACGUCGGCGCGAUAGGAAAAUGGUCGAAAAAGUCAUGAAGCUAUGAACAGGGACUUCUACGUAAAUUCACAGGUCAAGUUGUACUAGGGUACACGGGCAAGAAGACCAAGACUUGCUCAUCCGUACGUGGGGAGGCUGAUGAAGUGUCUUUGUAUGUAUGUCGGAGAAAAUAAUCAGUUGAUCGAUAUUGCAAUGAACUGUAAUUAUGUCUGCCAGCACAAGUGCUGCGUUCUAAUACUAUGGGAAGGCCAACACUAUCAGGGACUGAGCGAGGCAGAGCGAAAAAGAUACGAUGAGGAGCUGCAAACUAAGCAUGAUUAUUUCUCGUACGCGAUCGAGCAUGACCCUACCCCAGCGUUGAAGGAGAAAGCGCAGCGUGACGCAUGCCAUAUGGAAUUUCGGUAUUUUUAGGGUAAUCAACGUAAAUUACUAAGUUGCUCGUUCUUGGAUUAGUGGAGGUUAUUUUCCGGCACUGAUGAAAUUGCUAGAAGUUGUCAAUAUUCAUGAAUCCUGUACUACAAGUCGUCUCGAAAUUCGAAAAAGACGUGGGUAUUUAUAAUGCAAUUAUUUUCCACCACCACCUACACCAAACCGUAACACAGUCGUGCGAACUUGGAGAAUAUUGACGACCCAACUGCGCAGAAAAAGCUGAAGCAGCGACUGAUGCAGUAUGUCCGGCAGGGUGGAGGUAAAAACAGCGCGUGGAACCGCAAACAAUGGGAGGCCCAUAGAGUGGAAUGGAACAAGCACUCGGAGAACGCCAACGCAACCUGGCGGCCAGCAGCGCAAGCAGCAAAAGCAGCUAAAGAGAGCGAAGACAUUCUGUUUUCCUACCGAAAGUCUGAAACAAGGGAUGCUGACAUAGGCGGCAGGACUUCCGUGGAUCCUGCAUCUUGGAAGAACAACCCAUCCUCGUCAGGUGGCGCGUCGGCGGCGCCACCUAGUGGUACGCCAAAUGCUUUUUCGAAUUCAAAUCCAGGGGUUGAAGAAGCUGUGGGUAGAGGUCAGUCAAAGCAUGCGGCGCCAAAAAACGUAUUCGAUGCAAAUUCUCCAAUGGCGGGUGGUUGAGCAAACCUAUUUUUGAUUUGGACUUUCUGGAUAUUUUUGUGGAACUACCACAACAUUUUGCGCGCUGAUUUAACGAUUGAAUUCUAGAAGCAGUUCUUAUUUGACGUUUUGUUCCAUUAUCGCUGCGGCAGGCCAAGAAAG
Messenger RNA from Amoebophrya sp. A25, 2117 nucleotides. The record is from the annotation of a GenBank genome assembly. Lineage: Eukaryota; Dinophyceae; Syndiniales; Amoebophryaceae.